Molecule: messenger RNA, 1777 nt
Organism: Chrysoperla carnea
Lineage: Eukaryota; Metazoa; Arthropoda; Insecta; Neuroptera; Chrysopidae
Product: UDP-glycosyltransferase UGT5-like
Exons: 5
Coding region: 129-1679 (516 amino acids)
Molecular function (GO): UDP-glycosyltransferase activity
Source: RefSeq, a predicted model, not a curated record
CUUAUAAUUGUUGUAAAAGUGUUUAAGUAAAAUUUUACAAGAUUUUGCAAAAUCAUAUUGUUAAACUAAAUGUUAAUGAAUGAGUUUUUGACUAUAUUAAUUAGUGGAUAUAUCAACUAGAAUAUACGAUGAGACUCGGAGAUUAUAUCGGCUGUGUGAUUCUAUUCAGUCUUAUCAUAUUUAAAUCUUCAUUUGGAUACAAAAUAUUAGGUGUUUUUCCGCAUGCAGGAAAAAGCCACUUCAUGGUAUUUGUACCAAUUUUAAGAGAAUUAUCCCGACGUGGUCAUGAAGUAACAGUAAUAAGCCAUUUUCCAGAAACACACCCGUUACCAAAUUACACAGAUAUUUCGAUUGUGGGAGCUGGACAAAUUGGCUUUAACAAUAUACCAACAUCAAUGGUUGUAAACAGUAAAAUUCGAAAUAUCAUUGAUAAUUACUGGCUUGCACAAAUCGGAGCACAGAAUUGUGAGGCAUUAAAUUUUCCUCAAAUCCAAAAUCUUAUUACAUCAAAUAAAACAUACGAUCUUAUUAUUCAUGAACACUUCAAUACUGAUUGCUUUAUGGCAUUGAAUUACAUUUUAAAAACACCAAAUAUAGGGAUCGGGUCAUGUACUAUGAUGCCAUGGCUUUAUGAUCGAUUUGGUAUUCCAAAUAAUCCUUCGUAUAUGCCAGUGAAUUUGUUGCAUUAUGGAGAUGAAAUGACAUUCUUCGAACGUGUUAUUAACACAGUGGGCUAUUUUUUACAUUCGUAUGUAAUGGCAAAUAUUUUUUUAACGAGACCAGCAGAUAACGCCGUUAGAAAGUACCUUGGCGAAAACAUACCAUCGGUAGUAGAUAUCGUUAAAAAUACGAGUUUAUUUUUGAUAAAUACUCAUUAUACAUUAAACAGAGCUCGGCCGUAUCCUCCAAAUGUUAUUGAGAUAUCUGGUGUGCAUCUUGACAAACCCAAGGCAUUACCAUCCGAUAUAGAAAAAUUCAUUACGGAAGCGAAGCACGGUGUGGUUUAUUUCAGCUUUGGAUCGAUGUUAUUAGGAAGCUCUUUAAGUGAUGAUGUGAAAAAAGCAUUCUUGGAUGCAUUUAAUGAGCUACCUCAACGAGUAUUAUGGAAAUAUGAAAACGAAACAUUACCUGGAAAACCAGAAAAUGUAAUGAUACGAAAAUGGAUGCCUCAGUUUGAUAUUUUGAGUCAUCCAAAUGUUGUAGGAUUUAUUUCUCAUAGUGGACUGCUGGGUACUGUUGAAGCAUUUCAUAAUGGAAUUCCAAUUGUGUCGGUGCCAUUUUACGGCGAUCAAUUUAUUAAUGCAAAAGCAUUAGAAUCACAUGGAACUGCAGCUCUUCUUGAUCAUUGGAAUUUGAAAAAAGACUCUAUUAGUAAGGCGUUGAAAUUCAUUCUGCAAUCCAGUGUUUUGGAAAAAGCAAAACGACAAGCACGUUUGUUCCGUGAUCGACCUAUGUCACCCAUGGACACAGCCAUUUGGUGGAUUGAGUAUGUAGCUAGAAAUGGUGGAGCAGAUGAAUUGCGACCAGCUGUUGUUAAAAUGCCAUUUUAUCAAUCUGCUCUCUUGGACGUUGGAUUAUUUUUAUUAACUGUGAUAUCAAUUGUAGUUUACAUAAAUUUUAAAUUAUCAAAAUUAAUUUUGAAUAAAUUAUUUAGCAAGAACAAAGUAAAAAAAGAUUGACAAAUAAAUACUUCCACAAAAUUUGUACAAAUUGUAAAUAUUAUUAUCUUACCUUAAUAAGGAAAGCAGUAUUGUCUGAAUAAAUUUUUUGAUUUUUA